Messenger RNA from Pangasianodon hypophthalmus (striped catfish), 3368 nucleotides. It is a transcript of the gene rbm12bb, whose product is annotated as RNA binding motif protein 12Bb. Lineage: Eukaryota; Metazoa; Chordata; Actinopteri; Siluriformes; Pangasiidae. Gene Ontology annotation, molecular function: RNA binding. Gene Ontology annotation, biological process: regulation of RNA splicing. The record is from RefSeq and is a predicted model, not a curated record. Gene Ontology annotation, cellular component: nucleoplasm; ribonucleoprotein complex.
UGUCUCUGUAACUAGCGCCGAGCAAGAGCACUCUCCUCUAGCUAGCUUGCUGCUGGAAAGCUUGAUUUACUGACACGUUUUUUUUUUUUUUUUUGUCAAGAAAAAAGACAGAAUUACAAAAAACCCAGCUUGUUUCCACCCUGGUUAAACAAGCACAGCAGUGGUUUAUAAGCUAAAUAAGGUGCUGGUCCGUGGCAGCUCGUGUGCUGUUGUGUGUGCCAUCAUGGCGGUGGUCAUCCGGUUACAGGGACUUAGAAUCACAGCUGGUUCUGAGGACAUUCGCAAUUUCUUCACUGGCCUUAGAAUACCCGAUGGUGGGGUACAUAUAAUUGGCGGAGAACUUGAGGAAGCAUUCAUAAUUUUUGCAUCCGAUGAAGAUGCAAGACGAGCGAUGACUCGCUCAGGAGGAUGCAUUAAAGGCUCUCCAGUCAACUUACUUUUGAGUAGCAGGUCAGAGAUGCAGAAGGUUCUUGAGGAAAGCACAAGGAAAUCAGAAGCCGAUAACAGGAGGAAUUACAAGGAGGUUGUCAAAAGACCAGCAGUCGAAGGGAGACCCAUGUCACUGAAUGAGGACAUGAAAGUAGAUAUGCGAAGAGGAGAUAAUCAAACCAUGGGAAACAGACCUCCCCUAGCUUCUCCUAAUGACUCUCGAACUCAGAAGAAAGAAGGAGAUGGAGAUAGCCUGUAUUUGUACUUGUCUGGAAUGCCAUUCUCAGCAACGAAGGAGGAUGUUCGUGUCUUUUUUGACGGUAUACAAAUUGAUGACCUAAUUUUCAUGCGAAACAAUUAUGGAAUGUUUAAUGGAUGUGGUUUGGUCAAAUUUAGAACCAGAGAGGAUGCGAUUGAAGGUCUGAAGAGGGAUCGAAAAUAUAUUGGGCCACGUUACAUCAGAGUUAUGCCAGCCUCAGAGCAUCAGUGGGUCAAAUCAGGGGGCUCGGUUGUACCAGAAGUUGCAAGUCAGAGAAAACACACUUUAGAGCGUACAAGAUCUCGCUCUCCCGUUCGCCAUCGGUCACAUUCUCCUUCCAGUGAAGAGUUUGGUGUGUUGUAUGAAAACCUCCCAUAUUCAGUCGAAAAGCGAGAUAUAAAAGCCUUCCUCCAUCCUGUGUCUUUGACAGAUGACCAGAUCAGUAUUUUUGUUGAUAACAAUAGCAAUAGGAGCAAAUCAGCUAUUGUGGUGUUCAAGAAUCUAAAGGACUAUUGUUCUGGCCUGGCUCACCACAAGGAAACGUUUCUCCACAGCGUUGUUUAUGUGUCUCCUGUCUCCAAAGAGAAGAUUGCCACUAUACUAGAAUCUACUGAUAACCCAAGAGAAGACCAUAGAAGAUCCAGCAGAUCAUCUGAACGUUCACAAAAGAGUGUUUAUGACUCUGAGAAACGGUGCAUAUAUGUUCGCAACCUGCCUUUUGAUGUCCGUAAAGUAGAGAUCAUGGACUUCUUCCAUGGAUUCCAGCUUGCAGAGGACAGGAUUAUCCUGCUCCAUGAUGACAGAGGAGCUGGGCUUGGUGAGGCUUUAGUGAUUUUUCAGACAGAAAAGGAGGCAAUGAUGGCACAGUCUCUGAAUGGGCAAAGAUUUCUUGGAUCGGAGGUCAUGCUGAAAUGCAUCACCUGGGCUCAGAUGCAAGAAUUUGGUAUUGACAACAGCAGUAUGCCCGAGAGGAACUUUCAGAUGAACUUGCCAAGGUACGGCGGUGAUGCAAAUUUGCUUAAUGACCGAAUGUAUCAGGACAGUUGUGACCUGAUGCCAGAUGCUCCUCACUAUGGUCCUGGAAACAGUGGUCCAGUGGAUCAUUUUGAAAACCCUGAUGCUUAUGGACAGGGGCCGUGUGGUUCUGACCCUCAUCAGUAUGGACCACCUGACCAACAAUUUAAUCGGCCAACAUGCGUCAGGUUGCUCAAUCUACCCUCUAAGAUAAGGGUUGAUGAAAUCUAUGACUUCUGCUAUGGGUACAGAGUAAUUCCGGGGUCGGUCUCGUUGCAGUAUAAUAGGAGCGGAGCACCUACAGGCACUGCAACUGUUGUGUUUGAAAGCCACAGUGAGGCAGUCACUGCUGUCCAAGAAUUAAAUGGAAGACCCAUUGGUACGAGGAAAAUUAAUAUUGUGUUUGAGUAGAAUGAGAGACUUUGGGCAUUUCUGUAGACAGCUGUUUAUAUUGACUUGUCUUGUUUGCUCAUUAUAUUUCUAAAUACUCAACUUUUUUUCUUGCCUCAUAAAGAAGAAUACAUGAACGAUUAAAUGAUCUUUAUUCAUUUCAGUGUUUUUUGUGGUGUAACUUUUAUUUCUUUUAGAAACUUUGUGGUAAUAGUUAUGCUAGUAUAUUACCAUUUUACAGUUAUGGCUGACUGAAAUGAAAUUUCUGUCCUUCAUUAACAUUCUUUCAGAAAUGUUUGUUAAUUUUUCACAAGUAAAUAUAUGUGCUGAUAAUGUUGAUUUUGAAGCCACUGUAUUAUUGAUUUAAGAUGGAUGCCUACAUGCUACUUUUUGUAAUUUUAUUUGAUACAUGUUUAUACUGUGUACUGACAAAAAACAAACAAAAAAAAAACAGUAACACAACAUUUCCUGGUGUGAGGGUAGGUUGUGUGCAUUAUGUAGGAGGUGGUAAUUUAUGUAAAGUUCCAGGCAACAGACUGUAAAAUAAAACAAAUUGUACAACACCUAAGUUGGGUGAUAUCCAAACUUUGCAGGAUGUUUGAAAAACAAAAUAGAAAUGCAACAUGAUUGGCUGCUUGGAUACUUGCAUGAAUGAGCAGGGGUACAGGUUCUCUUUUUAAAGGAGCUGGCGAGUCUAGCUAAUUUGCUGUCUCGCACAGGAGUAAAGCACGUUUACUGUUUCCAGACUGUAUGAGGUUUCAGCAGACUGACAGCUGCCUCCUCCUUAUCUCCGAAUCCCACCAGGAGAUGAUGUGACCCUUUUUGCCUGCACAUGACCAGCAACUUCAUUUGGCCUUUCUACAGGAAAGAUCCACUGGUUUUUGUGAGGAGUUGAGCAGUGGUGCCUAUAAAAGACGAUCACAUGGGUGUCUGUUAAUGUUCACACUGAUUAUUUUCAUUUGUUUUUGUUAAUAUCAUUUCCCCCCCAGUAUGUAUGGCCUAUAUGCAUGCAUUUAUUAUGUUAGAUUAUGUUCCAGUAAAAUAAUUUAAAUGUGAGCCAGAAAGGGAGGACAUACUGUAUGUGUUGUGGUGCACUGAAUUAUUAAUUAAUAAUUAUUAUUGGCUUCGGUUGUUAUGGUUAACACAAACCCAUUCUUAUGUUCCUUUUUAUUGAAAUAAAAGUACAAUGGCAUUACUUUUAUAUUAAUGCAGCUCAGUGUUAUUAAAAUGCAUCAAGUGUUGUAAUGGAGCAAAUAAAUGGUCUGGAUUAAAUUAA